Messenger RNA from Lepus europaeus (European hare), 2702 nucleotides. RefSeq names its product mannosidase alpha class 1B member 1 (gene MAN1B1). The coding region runs from base 58 to 1992 and encodes 644 amino acids. The record is from RefSeq and is a predicted model, not a curated record. Gene Ontology annotation, molecular function: calcium ion binding; mannosyl-oligosaccharide 1,2-alpha-mannosidase activity. Gene Ontology annotation, cellular component: endoplasmic reticulum; membrane. Gene Ontology annotation, biological process: carbohydrate metabolic process; N-glycan processing. The transcript is spliced from 13 exons. Lineage: Eukaryota; Metazoa; Chordata; Mammalia; Lagomorpha; Leporidae.
UCGGAGCCGGACCUCCUGACGUCGCCGCCGCGCGGGGCCCGCGGGGCCGCGACCGCCAUGUACCCGCCGCCGCCGCCCGCGCCGCAUCGCGACUUCGUCUCGGUGACGCUGAGCCUCGGCGGGAGCUGCGACAGCCGCCAGGGCUGGCGGCGGCGCUCGUGCUGGAGGAAAUGGAAGCAGCUGUCGCGGCUGCAGCGCAACAUGGCCCUCUUCCUGCUGGCGCUCCUGGCCGUCUGCGGCUUCCUGGUCUACCUCAACGUGGCCGAGCAGUGGAGAGCUCUGAGCAGCUCGCGGGCCGAAGAGCGCGUGAGGCCGGCAAAGGCGCCCGUGCUGCCGGCGCCUCGGAAGGCAGACGCGGCCCCGAGGGACUUCCCGGAGCGCCCGCCCCAGAGACCUGGAAAGCAGUUCCUUCGGGGACCACCCAACCUGCAGAUCCGAGCUCCCCCUGGUGGUCAGAGGAGGGAGAGCACCCCGGGAGACGCGCUGCAGGGAGACGUCCCGCGGACCGUCAUCAGCUGGCGGGGGGCGGUCAUUGAGCCGGAGCAGGGGACCGAGCUCCCCUCGAGACCCGUGGAGGCCCCCACCAGGCUCCCUGAGCCCGGGCCUGGGAUUCGGAACACAGCGCCCCCCAACGAGCGGCAGAAGGGGGUGAUCGCCGCCUUCCUGCACGCCUGGAAGGGGUACCGCCGCUUCGCCUGGGGCCACGACGAGCUGAAGCCCGUGUCCAAGUCCUUCAGCGAGUGGUUCGGCCUCGGCCUCACGCUCGUCGAUGCGCUGGACACCAUGUGGAUCUUGGGCCUGAAGUCAGAGUUCCAGGAGGCCAGGAACUGGGUGUCACAGAAGCUGCACUUUGACAAAGACGUGGAGGUGAACCUGUUCGAGAGCACCAUCCGUAUCCUGGGGGGCCUGCUGAGCGCCUACCACCUGUCUGGCGACAGCCUCUUCCUGAGGAAGGCGGAGGACUUCGGCCACCGGCUGCUGCCCGCCUUCAAGACGCCCUCCAAGGUCCCCUACUCGGACGUGAACAUCGGUACCGGGGUCGCCCGCCCGCCCCGCUGGACGUCCGACAGCACGGUGGCCGAGGUGACCAGCAUCCAGCUGGAGUUCCGUGAGCUCUCUCGCCUCACAGGGAUUAAGGCAUUUCGGGAGGCCGCGGAGGAGGUGAGCCGGCACAUCCACUCCCUGUCGGGGAAGAAGGACGGGCUGGUGCCCAUGUUCAUCAACACGCACAGCGGCCUCUUCACGCACCUGGGGGUGUUCACGCUGGGCGCCCGGGCCGACAGCUACUACGAGUACCUGCUGAAACAGUGGAUCCAGGGCGGCAAGAAGGAGACACAGUUGCUGGACGACUACCUGCGGGCCAUCCAGGGCGUGAGGACGCACCUGUUGCGGCGCUCUGAGCCCAGCAAGCUCACCUUCGUCGGCGAGCUCGCCCACGGCCACUUCAGCGCCAAGAUGGACCACCUGGUGUGCUUCCUGCCAGGGACGCUGGCUCUGGGCGUCCACCACGGCCUGCCCGCCGACCACAUGGAGCUGGCCCUGCUGCUCAUGGAGACGUGCUACCAGAUGAACCGUCAGAUGGAGACGGGGCUGAGCCCCGAGAUCGCGCACUUCAACCUGCACCCCAAGCCCGGCUACCGGGACGUGCAGGUCAAGCCGUCGGACAGGCACAACCUGCUGCGGCCCGAGACCGUGGAGAGCCUGUUCUACCUGUACCGCCUGACACGGGACCCCAAGUACCAGGACUGGGGCUGGGAGAUCCUGCAGAGCUUCAACCAGCACACGCGGGUCCCCUCGGGCGGCUACUCGUCCAUCAACAACGUGCAGGACGUGCAGAGGCCCCAGCCCAGGGACAAGAUGGAGAGCUUCUUCCUGGGGGAGACGCUCAAGUACCUGUACCUGCUCUUCUCCGAGGACCACGGCCUGCUCAGCCUGGACACCCACGUGUUCAACACCGAGGCCCACCCGCUGCCCAUCUGGCCCUCCGCCUAGCGGCCUGCUCCCGGCCCAGUGUGGCGUCCAGGCAGCCGCGUCCUGCUCGGCUCUGCUUCUCCGGGGCCCCGAGCCCAGCUCGGCCCUCGGAGAGGUUUCUGCUGUGGCAGAGCUUGGCCGGGGAGGCCGGCGGCAGCCCCGGGGCGGCAGCCCCAGCUCUCCCAGAUGUCUUGGACUCAGGGACCCUCCUGCCGCCCUGUGGGGCACGGGGGGGGGGGGGGGGGACGGGGUGCCCGCCCUGCACCCCCACCCAGGGACUUCCCAGUGGAGAUAAAGGUGGAUUUGCUCUGUGACGUGUCCUGUGUGGGGUCUCUGCGCCGGGCUGCCACAGGUGGCCGUGUGGGCGCCACCCCGCUCCCCUCCCCCCCCCACCGUGGGUUGUACAUUUCGGCUGUCCUGGGUCAGCACCCUCAGGGUUGCUGUGUGUGACCUUGGAGGAGCUGCUCGGGGCCAGGAGCCCUGUGGGCGCUGAGCGAGCAGAACUGGGGCCACAGAGGACACCUUAGGAACCGGGCCACCGUCUUCCCGCGUGGGCGCCCAGCUCCCGCUGAGGAACCUGGGAAAGCGUGGGCCCAGCCCACGGGGAGACCCAGGAUGGCGCUCCCAGCUUCGGCCCAGCCCGGCCCGGCGACUGGAUUUGGGAAAUGAGUUGUGGAUGAAGACCUCGCUUUCUGUAACUCUGCCUUUCAAAUAAAUCUUUUUUAAAAACA